UUCCUCCAAAAAACACGGUUAUAACUAUCACGCCAACCCAUACGGUGAAAGAAGGCGAAAAUGUACAUAUCCGAUGCACAUCUGAAGCUUUCCCUGCCCCCAAAUUGGCGCUGAGGAUGAAAACAGAACUGGGCAUCACGGAGCUGGAAGCUGAGAACGGGCACUACGACAUAAUGUAUGCUACGGUAGACCAUAGCGGGACCUACAUAUGUGAAUCGUCAAACGUGAUCGGACGGCAAAUAUCGCAGGCCGCGCUAACCGUACAAGUCCCACCCCGAAAUACUCACGUAUCUAUAACGCCAUCGUCCGUGGUAAGAGAAGGUGACAGCGUACAGAUCCGGUGUACUUCUGAAGCCUCUCCUGCUCCUAGACUGGUCCUGAAGAUGAUAAUGGGACACGGUGUGGUCGAUCUGGUGUCUGAAAGUGGAGACUACAACAUUUCCAAUGCUGGAGUAGAACAUACGGGAACAUAUAUCUGUGAAUCUACCAAUGCGGCUGGCAGUGAGAUGGCGGAGGGCACUCUAAAUGUAGAAGUUGCUCCCAAAAAUACCUACAUAGAGAUCAUUCCGUCUCCAUUCGUAAUAGAAGGUGACUCUGUACAGAUAAGGUGCAGCUCAGAAGGCUCCCCAGACCCUAAACUUGUCCUGAAGAUGAGAUCAGAAGACGAACCCAUCACCCUGGACUCAAGUGACGGAUCUUACAAUAUCACUCAUGUAGGAAUAGAGAACGCAGGAACCUACAUCUGUGAAUCUGCCAAUGUGGUGGGACAAGAACUGGCCUUGGGAACACUGACCGUACAAGUUCCACCACGAAACACCACAGUGGUUGUGACUCCAUCACAGAACAUCAAAGAAGGUGAUACAGUCACUAUCACUUGUGAGACCCACAGCAUCCCAUCUCCAACCAUCAUUCUCCAGAAAGUGUGUGCCAAGAAUAACACGCUGCUACAGAGCACCAAUGGCACCUUUACACUGCACAAUGUCACCACCAAUGACACUGGAACAUACACCCUCAAAAUUAUUAGCAGUGCUGGAAAUGAAACAGAGGUCAUCAAUAUCGUUGUGGCAGCACAAGAAAGCACAAGUCCAAGAUUCAACCUAGUGCCCCUAUAUAUCUUCGGAUCCGUGGCCUUCGUUUCGGCGGGUGCCAUCGCCUCCAUCGUCUAUCAUCUCAAGAAAUCGAAGGUACAAGGAUCGUACAGCCUAGUAAAAGCUUUGAGAAGCAAAGUGUGACCGGACAUUGGUCGUCUUUGAUGGACAUCUCCAUGUGCAGGUCUAUGGACAAUGGAACACUUGUGGUAGCGCGUUCCUUCUGGAAGUCCUCCUCAUGGACCUAUAGUGAGCUUGUGCUGUCCCAAGCUCCGUGGUCCUUUUGUGGUAGAACCUUGGAAGUGAAACCAUCAAAACCCGAUUCCGUAAAUGGGAAAAGACGGAAGAAGAAACAAAGAUCUCUAUUUUGAGUAGCUGGAGCACUAUGUGUGUGUGAAGGAUCACUAUUUGCACUUGGACUUUUUGCGUUUUGUGGUGGUGACCAUGUAAAUGUAUAGAAGCUGCUCAUAUUUAUGUCACGUUAGUGUCAGAGCGUCGUCUCUUCUGUCCUCUUUCCCUUGUGUUGGUCUUGUGUCGAUGUGUUAGAGACGUGAAACGUGUCAUGAAUGUUAAUGUGGCCUUUCUCCAUAAGGCAGAGCUGAGCUCUAGGCGCCUUUUGUUGGCCAUUGAAAUGGAAUGAGAAGGCGAGGAUCAAAACCCACAACUGAGAGAGAGAGUGGGAUUUAGUUUUUUUUUUUUAAUAAUGGACACAAAGAACACAAUAGGGCAUCUCAUUGGUGUGGAGAUUGUGUGUGAUAGUCAUAGGCCUGAAACUGCACAUUGAUACGUUGUCUCAUACGUGAAGAACUUUUCCUUCCUUUUUGGAUUCCGUCCAAACCACCUAUUUCAACCCUCAAUUCGUUUGUUCUCUGAGAUGUCUGGUAGCGUCUCUUCCAAUCUGACCACAGUGCUCUCUGCUGCCACCUCUGUCCAUGUCAGGAACUGUCCAAAGCAGGAGAGGUUUGCUAUGGGGAUUUUCUCCUGCUCUGGACAGUUCCUGACACGGACAGAGGUGUCAGCAGAGAACACUGUGGUCAGGCUGGAUGGAACUACACAACUUCUUGUGGAGCAUACAGCAGCUGAUAAGUACUGGAAGGGUUAAGAUUUUUAAAUAUAAGUCAUUUACAGAUCUCUAUAACUUUCUGGCACCGGUUGAUUUGAAAACAUUUUUUUCCAACCGGAGUACCCCUUUAAAGGGGUAUUCCAGGCCAAAACCUUUUUUUUUAUAUAUAU
Messenger RNA from Hyla sarda, 2321 nucleotides. Its product is annotated as vascular cell adhesion protein 1-like. The annotation marks the transcript as partial. Gene Ontology annotation, cellular component: cell-cell junction; membrane. Gene Ontology annotation, biological process: cell-cell adhesion. Gene Ontology annotation, molecular function: cell adhesion molecule binding. Lineage: Eukaryota; Metazoa; Chordata; Amphibia; Anura; Hylidae. The transcript has 5 exons. The record is from RefSeq and is a predicted model, not a curated record.